ACACCACGUUAUCGUCCUCAGAGUUUCUUACACUCAUUACAAUAAACAAAGACAAUGCAAGUUCGAAAACUCUGGUUUCUUGCUCUCUUCUUGGCUCACACCGCUUCAGCCGUCAAUCUCAGCCUCGAAACCUCAAACAUAGCCUUCCUUGGAGACGCAGAGCUCGGUCCUGCUUCAGAUGGCGUGAGUCGCUCGGGAGCUCUCUCCAUGACCCGAGACGAAAACCCUCUCUCCCACGGCCAAGGCCUUUGGGCCACUCCAGUCCCUUUCAAGCCUUCUUCAAACACAUCUUCUUCUACGCUUCCUUACCCAUUCGAGACUUCUUUCGUUUUCUCCAUCACUCCUCGCACCGAACCAGCUCCAGGCCAUGGCCUCGCCUUCAUCGUGGUCCCAGCUCUCGACAACAGCGGCGCAGGACCCGCGGGCUACCUCGGAAUCCUCAACAAAACAAACAACGGCGACCCUGAAAACCAUGUUUUCGCUGUCGAGUUCGAUGUUUAUAAGGACAAGCAACUUGGAGACAUGAAUGAUAACCACGUCGGUGUAGAUGUGAACUCUCUUACUUCUGUUGUGGCCAAGAGAGCUGGUUAUUGGGUUCAGAUAGUGAUAGGGCGAACGAAAAUGUGGAGGUUCAAGGAGGUGGAGCUGAGCAAUGGAGAGAGGUACAAGGCUUGGAUUGAGUAUAGAGACUCUAAUGUUUCAGUUACUCUCGCGCCAGAAGCUGUCACGAAACCCAAGAAGCCUUUGAUCGUUGCGCGUUUAGAUCUCUCUGAGGUUUUUCUCGAGAACAUGUACGCUGGUUUUGCCGGUGCCAUGGGCCGUGAAGCUGAGCGUCACGAUAUUUGGAGCUGGAACUUCCAGAACAGCGCCUAGAACACUUAAACUAGUGUUCUGUUCGCUUUUGAGUUUGUUUGUACUUCUUUUACUCAUAACGUGAGUUAAUAAUUAAAAAAAAAAAUUGUCGCUU
This is a messenger RNA of Brassica napus (rape), 967 nucleotides long. Its product is annotated as lectin-like protein. Gene Ontology annotation, molecular function: carbohydrate binding. The record is from RefSeq and is a predicted model, not a curated record. The transcript has a single exon. Bases 55 to 873 code for a protein of 272 amino acids. Lineage: Eukaryota; Viridiplantae; Streptophyta; Magnoliopsida; Brassicales; Brassicaceae.